AUUGCCUCCAAUCAGCAGCAGCAGAGCUUGAAAGUGAAGCUACUGAGCUGCAGUGAAGAGUCAAGGCUGAUGAUUUUACUGCACCGAACUCCCAGCUCUGCUUGGAGGAUCGAAAACACAAAAGGUGCAGCAUGUCUGUCAUGUUAAGCAGUUCAGCUCUGCUCUCAAGACUCUUUGUCUCAGUGCUGAUCCAUGCAGCUGCCAUGUCAUUUAUCAUGACCUCACAGGCUGCAGGAGCAGUUGGUUUCACUCCACUCUCAGCCCAUGAUGCAUUGGAGCCCAGUGUGGCGAGGCGUUUGAACCACCCCAACAGCCAUCAUCGCUUCCUCUCGACUGGUCUGCUGUCCCCAAAAAUUGGAAUUCAUGCUGGAAGUAGGAGUGAAACUGGCGCCGAAGGGACCUACGCAGACAAGCUGUCGACCUUCAAGCAUCAGCCACCUCUAGUCCAGUAUGCCCAGUCCAGCAGCUACGGUUCUUACAGCAAAAAUGUCAGGGAUAACGGACAGCAGCAAGUUGGGACGACCCAAACGAGGACAAGUGGAAUGAUGCCGGCGAGCAGCAUUUUUACUGCUCGCUCUCUGCUGGGAGGACAAAGCUUUGAGAGGCCAAAAGAGGAGGAUCAAACACGCCAAACCCACAUUAGGAACCCCAACAGUUCAUACUUUGUGGUCAAAAGAGUGUCCCUUCUCAACAAAACUCUUAGUUUUCCUCAAACUGGGAAAUACAAACCGAGCAAAGAUGGAAGCCUCACAAGUGACCCUUCAAAUGUGAAUGAGGUUCCGUCCUUUCGGCCUCUUCUUUUCCCACCUCCCACUAAUGAGGUCAGGAGUGCUCCACCUUCACCCACUAGAGUGCUAUACAAAGGCUACAAGGACACCAAUGAGCUUCCUGUGGGCGAGUCACCAGGUUUCUUUAAUCCUCGCACCCCUUUACCCAGAAACCCCCUGGAGGUUAGACGGAAUCCAGGCCAAGAAAAAACUGUGUCUGGUCCGAGUUUCUCCAAGACGCUUGACCCGAUGAGCAACAGAUGGAUGCAAGGACACAAGAAGAUCAUCUUGUAUCCGUCUAAGGAUUCCACACUGAAAGAUGGAGAGGGUGGGUGGGUCAGCAUGCCAAAGCAAAGCCCUUUUAGUACCCCUUGGUACGGCAGGUUCAACCCCAACCUUGAACCUCCAAACAGGAUGGAUCAGUCCAACAGACAAGGUUCUACAGAACAUGAUGCCACCUUCUACGUUCCUGCACAGUCUCCUUCUAAAACCUCUUUGGUGCAAAAUGUUGUCCCUCGGCUCCACCCAAAUACCCAAGCUAACUAUGCCAAGAACACAGCUCCACAGGUGAAUUCAACCGAGUCAACCCAAGACUACAAACCAGGACCGAAACGCCUCCAACGCAUCCGAGGAUUUGCAAAUCCUCUGAGGCAACCAGCGAAAGAGCCAUCGAGUCCCACGAGAAGAACCUCUCAGAUGUUCAGCCUCCCUGCCAUCAAAACUCGGCCCUUCCUGCUGCAGAAGUACAGCUUUGGAUCGGGAGCACCAUCCUCGAUGACGCCGUCAAAACCAGAGCAGGUAGAUGGGUCCUCGCUCUCUCCUGGUGAGCUAAACGUCACAAAUCUCACUACAGAUCCAACUUCCAGGUCAACCCCAAUAGAAUCUAGGAAUUGGCCUUCAAAAAGUGACUUAAGUUUGGACAGAAAUCCAAACCAAGUCAGAAGAAGACUCUACAAGGGGAAGUUUGGGCUGCAAGGAUUUGGGACUCGGCCACUAGAGGGAGACAAAGCUCUAGUUAAGUCCCCAGAUGUGACUGCUCCUUACAGAUCAGGUUUGAAACUCAAGAGUUUGGACUUCUGGCAACCAGAUGUCAUCAAAAUAAUUGGACGGUACAAUCAGACGAGCCCCAGCAAGGAAAGGCAGAGUGACGACUACUUCAAAUCACCUCCAGAGGUGAAAGGAAGUGUUGCCACAAACGAGGGGAAGGAUGGCAGAACGCACAGGAAGCUCGGGAUUCCGUUUUCUCAAAUCGCCUCCUCGGCUCAUUUGAGGUCGGAGGAGCACCUCAGAGCUGCAGCCACCCCCCCAUCAGGCGCAGACGGUGGAAAGAAGCCGCUCCGGAGCUUCACCAGCAGCACGGCGAGGGGAAGACCCGUCCGACUGAAGACCAACAAGAAGACCAACGGAUCCAUUUUUAUAAACGCGAGCAGGAACGCCCCCAUUUACAGGCUCCCAAAAACCCCCGCGAGGGCCAAAGCAGUCACUUAUAAUGACAUUCCAGGGAGCGCGUCGUUCAGCAGCGUCAGAGCAACCGGCGUGAUUGUCCCAAGUCCAAACAACACGCGAUUUAUCAACCAAACGGAGCAUCAGGAAGCAAAAGCUGAAAACAAGACGGAAGAUUCGCAAGCGGUCGCAGACACAAAAUUAGACGACGAGGUCAACGACAUAAAGAUGCCGGAGUUGUUCCUACGCAGCGGCGGAAGCAAAGGGUUCAACGUGUCGGAGGUUUUGUCUGCGGUGGAAAGACAUCAGGACGCGCGGGAAAACCUGCUGGAAUUAGAUUACCUCCAAACAUCCACCGGGAACAUCUUCUUCAAGUCCCUGAAACCGCCCAGUCCGGGCAAACAGUGAAGAUACUGAGCGCAAUAAAAGCUGGAAAAGUUGGA
Oryzias melastigma (Indian medaka) is the source of this 2653-nucleotide messenger RNA. RefSeq lists its product as uncharacterized. The transcript is spliced from 3 exons. The record is from RefSeq and is a predicted model, not a curated record. Bases 132 to 2618 code for a protein of 828 amino acids. NCBI's taxonomy places the organism in Eukaryota, Metazoa, Chordata, Actinopteri, Beloniformes, Adrianichthyidae.